CAAUGUCCAGCGCCGACCUAGCACACGAGUUCUGUUCCCAUGAUCUAUACCCCUUAUCGCGCUUGACUCACGCCUUGGGGAGCUUGCUCUCGACGACGAAGGACGCAUCACUUUUGACGACGAGGACUAGCUUUGGACGGCACGAAUCAAGGCGUACCCGGACGACUAACGCGUACACAAAAUGGGCUCCUUCUACGAUGAGAUGCCGGACUGGCUCAUGGCGUGGCUUGUCAAGCAGCACAUGUUCUUCGUCGCGACGUCGGCGAGGGAGGGGCACGUCAAUGUGUCGCCCAAAGGCAUGGAAGACACCUUCCACAUUAUCGACAAUAAGACGGUCUGGUACGAGGAUCUGAGCGGGAGUGGCGUCGAGACCAUCUCUCACCUCCGCGAGAAUGGGCGCAUCACGAUCAUGUUCACCGCCUUCGACAAGCCCCCGCGGAUUGCGAGGCUCUUUGGAACUGGCACGGUCUACGAGUACGGCACGCCCGAGUAUAACCAGUACAUCCCCGCGGAGAAGCGCAAGCCCGGCUCUCGCUCCGUCAUCCUCGUCGACAUCCACAAGGUCGGCUCGUCUUGCGGCUACGCUGUCCCCUUCAUGGAGUUCAAGUCGCACCGCAACGUGCUCGAGCAGUGGGCCGCGCACCGCGAGCGCGACGAGAACGCGGGGUCCGGGAAGGGCAUGCGCGAGUAUUGGCGCACCAAGAACACGCAGAGCAUCGAUGGGGUGCCCGGGCUGCAGUAUGCGCACGAGACGGAGGGCGAGCUCAAGAGCGUGGGUGUGCCGCCGUAUGCGAGGGUGGGCGGCGUGGGGGAGGAUUUGAGUGCCUCGGGGAAGUAUUCGAGGAGAGCUGGUGAGAAGCUGGGUCUACAGGUUGCCGUCCAGAAGGCGGAGCAGGUUGCCGUUCCGCUUGUUCAGGCUGUUGAUACUCACUAUGUUUUGGGAUUGCUUUCGGGUGCGAUAGCUGCGCUGGCGUACGUACGCUUCUUGAGCCCGCACGCUGCCUGAGGGAGCUAUCCACAUGACUUUGGUGACUCUAAUUACAAUCAUGAUGUAUGUGUACUUUGCAGUCGUUUUCCUGGAAAUUUUGGCAUGUCAAA
Messenger RNA from Schizophyllum commune H4-8, 1098 nucleotides. RefSeq lists its product as uncharacterized. NCBI's taxonomy places the organism in Eukaryota, Fungi, Basidiomycota, Agaricomycetes, Agaricales, Schizophyllaceae. The coding region runs from base 182 to 1006 and encodes 274 amino acids. The record is from RefSeq and is a predicted model, not a curated record. The transcript has 5 exons.